GGAAAAUAUAAGAGACGCCAGACCCGACAUAAGAAACACAGAUUACAGAGCUGAAUCCCAAUUACAUCCCCAUUUCCAACCAAUUUUUAAAUUAUAUACAUUCUAUCCCAAGCAUCCGUGACACCAUGUCAGCACCACACAUCGACAGAAUCGUCCUCUUCAAAAUCCCCCCUCAACACAUCGACACCGUCAUCCAAGCAUACACCACAAUGCGCAACACUGCCCGGAAAUCUGAUAAACCAUAUAUCAUCCGCGCCUUUGCAUGCCGUCUGCACACCAACACCCCCAGCCACGGCUUCACAGUCGCUGCACAAACGCGAUUCGCGAAUGCGGAGGACGUGAUGUAUUACAACGAGCAGUGUGAGGCGCACGCGAAGUUGAAGGGCAUAGUGGCGCCGCUGAUAGAUGCGCCGAGCUUGGCGGAUGGGAUGUUGGUUGUUGCGGCGGAUGGGAAUGCGGAGAGUGAAGGUGUUGUGUGAGAGGAAACUUGCUGCUUCUUGGUGUUCUGUGGGUUUGUACAUUCAAUCUGGUCGUGAGGAGGACUCAAGUCCAGUGUGUUGGUGUUUAGUGGAUUCUUAGAGGGGGCUCAGGAGCGGCGCCAUGUCAGUGUUACAGAAUUGGGAAAGUAUAUAUGGUGGAUGGUACAGGAUUCAUUCAAGAUGACCUGCAAGACUUCUGGAAACUUGGACCGCCAUGUAUACUUCAGAUCAAGAAGAUGAUUGGGCCACGGAAUACAUCUCACACUUUCUUCAGUAUCGUUACGAGAUAGAUGUAUAAUGGGACUUUUGUGUAGCAACGAGGGAUAAUUAGAUCUAUAUAUUGAGAAACACUGUAUUCAAGACC
Pseudovirgaria hyperparasitica is the source of this 843-nucleotide messenger RNA. RefSeq lists its product as uncharacterized. The record is from RefSeq and is a predicted model, not a curated record. Lineage: Eukaryota; Fungi; Ascomycota; Dothideomycetes; Acrospermales; Acrospermaceae. The transcript has 2 exons. Bases 126 to 479 code for a protein of 117 amino acids.